AUGAGUAACAUAGCUUUAUUCGCUGCUAAAAUUCUAAUAAAGAGGGUAACAGGAAGCGAAAAUGAUCCAGAUGAUGAAAUACCUGACGUCUCAACGCCUGAUGAUGACCAAUUAGAUGAUUCUAAUCCUGUGAAGGAUGAGAUAUUUUCCUCUUGGGCCCUAUUCAUUGUAAUAUUCUUGUUGUGCUCAGCACUAUGGUCAUCCUAUUUUCUUCAGCAACGUCGAAUUAAAGCUAUUCAUGAGACAGUACUAUCUAUUUUCUACGGGAUGGUUGUUGGAUUAAUUAUCAGGGUUUCUCCAGGGCAUUACAUUCAAGAUGCAGUCAAAUUUAACUCGGGCUAUUUCUUCAAUAUUUUAUUACCGCCAAUUAUAUUGAAUUCUGGCUACGAGCUACAUCAAGCUAACUUCUUCAGAAAUAUUGCAUCAAUCUUAACAUUUGCGAUUCCUGGAACCUUCAUUUCGGCCCUUGUGAUUGGAGUAAUCGUAUAUAUAUGGACUGCUUUAGGAGUAGAUGGCAUAAAGUUGGAAUUUGUUGAUGCUUUAGCUGUCGGAGCCACUUUGUCAGCGACUGAUCCAGUCACGAUCUUGUCAAUUUUCAAUGCCUAUAAGGUUGAUCCGAAGUUAUAUACAAUCAUUUUUGGCGAAUCUUUAUUAAAUGAUGCCAUUUCUAUUGUCAUGUUUGAAACAUGUCAAAAGUUCCAUGGCCACGCUGUUCAUUUCUCGAGUUUAUUUGAAGGAAUUGGUUUAUUUUUAAUGACGUUUACAAUUUCUACAAUUAUUGGUAUUCUGAUUGGUAUUCUAGUUGCAUUGAUCUUGAAGCACAGUCAUAUUAGACGAUAUCCCCAGAUUGAGACUUGUUUGGUGCUAUUAUUUGCAUACCAGUCAUAUUUUUUUUCGAACGGAGCACAUAUGUCAGGCAUAGUUUCCUUAUUAUUUUGUGGCAUCACUUUGAAGCAUUAUGCCUAUUUCAACAUGUCGAGAAGGACUCAAAUUGCAACCAAAUAUGUUUUUCAAUUAUUGGCACAAUUAUCCGAGAAUUUCAUUUUCAUUUAUCUUGGAUUGUCUUUAUUUACAGAGGUGGAAUUAGUUUUUAAACCUUUGUUAAUAAUCAUCACUUUUAUUCUGAUUUGUGUGGCUAGAUGGCUGUCUGUUUUUCCUCUUUCACGAUUGUUGAACUUCUUAUAUAGAGCAAAAUUUGAGAGGCUAGUCAACAGGCCUACAACAAUGUCUGAUCUCGCGUAUCAGCAAGUACCGGAUGAAAUCAGUCAUUCGUAUCAGAUGAUGAUAUUUUGGGCAGGCUUAAGGGGAGCAGUUGGUGUUGCAUUAGCGAUGGGGAUACAAGGAGAAGCUAAAUGGACAUUAUUGGCUACUGUACUUGUUGCUGUUGUAUUGACUGUGAUUCUUUUCGGAGGAACUACGGCCUCUAUGCUUGAGAUCUUGGGUAUCAAAGUCGGCUGUGUAGAUGAGAGUAUAGAUUCGGAUGAUGAUUUUGAUAUUGAGGCACCUAGAUUACCUUAUGCUAGCCCUACCACUCCAAACUUCAUUUUGGGAAACAGAAGGUUUGCAAACUCUUCUUCAAAUUUUGGUACACAGGUUUAUCCUCAUGAUACAGUGAAAUCUGGUGCUGUAUCAAAUGCUAGCUUAACAUCUUUUCAAAAAAACACGGGUAUUCAAGUAAUGCCAACGGCCAAUUCUACAGAACUAGUGAAGCCUGAUGAUGACGAUUUGAUAUCAAGUGACUUGGAUGACUUAAUCCCGAAUGCGUCUUCUAGUGGACCUGCAACAUCAAAUGGACUCCCUAUUGAUAAUCCAAGUGGAAUUUUUGGUGGAUUUUUAGGCGCUGAAGAUCAUGCCAAAUGGUUUACGAAAUUUGAUGAACAAGUGCUCAAGCCUGUCUUGCUUGACACAUUACCAAACCUGAGUAAGAAAAAUUACAAAAAUGAAAGCCCACAUGAAGAUUCAUAG
Molecule: messenger RNA, 1965 nt
Organism: Priceomyces carsonii
Lineage: Eukaryota; Fungi; Ascomycota; Pichiomycetes; Serinales; Debaryomycetaceae
Gene: NHX1
Product: bifunctional K:H/Na:H antiporter
Exons: 1
Coding region: 1-1965 (654 amino acids)
Biological process (GO): proton transmembrane transport; potassium ion transmembrane transport; vacuolar acidification
Cellular component (GO): late endosome; fungal-type vacuole membrane; early endosome
Molecular function (GO): potassium:proton antiporter activity; sodium:proton antiporter activity
Source: RefSeq, a predicted model, not a curated record